AUGUUACUUAUUCGAUCUCCAAGUAUAAUUUUUGCAUUUAUAUUUUCACUUUUUUCCUUAACAUUGACCAUGUUAACAUUUAACAUUGGCUAUCAACAUCCGAAACAACAUAUUCAAUUUCUCAUCAUCUUGCCACCAAUAAAUAGUAUCUUUCUAUUUCUGUUUUCAUUAACAUGGAUCGAACGGCGUUUUCGUCUCUCAUACAUACCUUUGAUAUGUUUGUUUAUACUCCUAUCCUCAUCAUUAACAUUGACAAUUAUUUCAAGUUUAUUUUUAACAUCAUCAAUAGUUCUAUACUUCAACCUGAUUUUCCACUGCUUUUCUACGUUGAUCUAUCUUAUCUUAUUGAUACUUCUGAUUACUUCGUAUGUCUACGGUCGGCUCGAUGCCCAUGAUCAAUCGUUGAGAACUUCAAAAUCAUCUCAAUUCGAUAAAUUCAUACUUAAAUCGAAUGAACAUGAACUGGUUUUAUACAUGUCACACUUUCCAUGCGGUCGUCAAUCUCAUGAUAUUCAAACUAUGCUCGAUGAUCUAAAUCGACUUCAUAUCAACAUCAUUCUAACCUUAAAUGAAACAAAAGAAGUCUCAUUCAUCAAUCUCAGUAGCACUCACAACCAUAUGGAUGUUCAUUCAACACGUACCCAACGAACAAGUAUGGAACAUAUCAUUUAUCCCAUUCGGAAGAGCUUCAUUCCAAAAUCGAUCAGUGAUUAUAUUCAAUUUUUAUAUAGUAUCGUAAAUAAUGUCAAACAACAUGAACGACAAUGUUUACUUGUGCAUUGUAUGAAUGGUUUGGGAAGAACUGGGAUGACAAUUGUCUGCUUGGAACUUGUCUAUGAAUAUAUGAUGAAUGAAAAUCAACACAAAAAAGAGCAGAAAUUCGUCGAACGAAUCUGUCAUUAUCCAUUUUUAUUGCAGAAUUUUUGUCGAGUAUGUCAAGCAAUAACAAACGUGCGACGAAUUCGGCCGAAAAGUAUACAUAAUCCAAUACAAAUUUUGUUUGUGCACGAGUUCUAUGCACGUUUAAAAUCACUAUCUUAUAUGCAACAAAUCAAAGAAGUGAUCCAUCUUAAUGACAAGGUCCAUUUCAGCAAUUUCGAAGAACUGCAUUUACCCAUAGACACGUAA
Adineta ricciae is the source of this 1128-nucleotide messenger RNA. Lineage: Eukaryota; Metazoa; Rotifera; Eurotatoria; Adinetida; Adinetidae. The record is from the annotation of a GenBank genome assembly.